Messenger RNA from Paramuricea clavata, 10213 nucleotides. The record is from the annotation of a GenBank genome assembly. NCBI's taxonomy places the organism in Eukaryota, Metazoa, Cnidaria, Anthozoa, Malacalcyonacea, Plexauridae.
UUGGAUGCAGUAGACAUUCUGCAAGGAACAAGCGAUGAGCUGUUAAAAGCUUGUAACAUAGAAGCAGGUCAGAUCGUCCGGAUCAGAAAGUCAAUAAGUGGGUUCGCACAGCAGUAACACCUCCCGAAACAGAUUUGUAAUCGGCAGAACCUUCGAAUAGUGAUGGCAACGUCUUCCUCCAUGUGGUAAGUGACUUCUCGGAGAUGCAACAGGUGAGCUUCAAUGCUGAAAUCGUACUGGAGGUAACAGAAAUCAUGAUAUCGUCCAACGGCAACGAUGAAUCCGCGAAGUCACAAUCAAAUGAUAUUUCGCCUCCUGUUGCUUUCACAACCGAAGUUGUGACACCAAAUGAGAAGUGGCUUUCUUCAUUUGAAUUACCAAUAAAGGUACCGUAUAUAAAUAAUUUAGCCAAAUCGGUUUUUCCACAGAAAUCAGCAGGAGCUAUACAGUAGUAUAAAGAGCAAUUUAUUAAUUAAUUUAUUAAACAAGACGUUUAUUGUUUUUAGUACGCCCAGAAAGCGUACAUGCAUGUAGCUGUUUAAUUUAGAAUGACUACGCCUAGAAACAACACAGCCGUUUACUUUUGAUCAAGUACUAGAAUUCAUAAAUUCGCACACAUAUAUUUGAUUGUGUGUAUGGUUAAAAAGGAUGAUUAGAUUUUGACUUUUGUCGGAUGCUCAGAGCUCAUUCCACUUGCCAGAUUAGUAAGAUCGCUUCAGCUCGAGUAACAACACAAAGUACGACAGUAAAAAAAUUCGGUUGUUGAUUGCAGGCCCACAGGUGAAUUGGAGCAAUUGAUUGGCUGAAAGUGGGGGAAGUCGACAUAUAAGUAAUUUUGUAUUCACAAGAUUUCUUGUAGAUUUCACAUCACUUUUGACUGCAUGCAUUUGGAAUUUUGGGCAUUAUUUUUGCAAUUUAUUGUAAACAACGAUUAUAAGAAGAACGGAUAAAUUACGAUUCAGCCGUAAUCGUCAUAAACCUCGAUGACCACCAGUGUUUUUGUGUUUGACAAUUUGUAUUUCAUUAGAUAUUUAUAUUAAUAUGCAAGGUAUAAACGGGUUACAUCAUAUGAAAUGAUAUUCUAAUGAAUGAAUUGAUAAAACGAAUUAUUUCUAAUAUGUACAACCGCGUUUUUUACAUGGCCACUACUGGAACGUUUAGCUUGAUUGUUGAAUAAAUCGAUGAUGCACUGUUCGAUUGGAGUUCAUACAUUUUGUUAAUAGUUGUUUUGUUUGCUAUUGGCAUUGAUUGCAAUUAAUUGCUGUUUUAUAUAAAUACACGUAGUUGCAGCAAGCAAAUUAAAUUUUCAUUUGGAUAUUGUCUAUUUGUUGAAAAUUUUUGCCGAUCUAGAUUGAGAAUUAUUGCUUUUAGGUCGGCAAUUUCUUGCUGUCUAAAAUUUCUGGAGUUUCAAGGACUGGGUGCAUAUGUCUCACAUGUAUAGAUAUGUGUAACAUUUUAUAUUUCGCAGAGAAUUCAUGCGGUCAGGCAGUGAAUUUACGACUGUCGACUUUAUAAUUUGUUUGGCUCGUAUAGUAAAUCUCAAAUCUCAUUUAUAUUUAUAUAAUCUACUGUCUUGUAUUGGCACUUUAAUAAUGAAUCCAUUUAACGUUAUUUAUUAUCAUAAAAAGAUUUCUUUAUCAUUCAGUUCCCACCCAAAUGUUAAAUUGCUAAAUAAGUAAUUAAGGCCAUGCUAUUAAUAAUAUCCCACCCCAGUUGAGGGUCUUUGUUUUGUAAUCCCCAUAAAGAAAUAAGGAUUUUUAUAAACCCCAGAAGAAUUGCAGCCUCAAAAUGCAUAGACGUACGAGGCAGGCGGGAGCCAACUGCCCCCCCCCCCCAAUUUUGGAAAACCAUGGAAAUCCGGGCAAAUGCUAGGAAAAUAGUUUAAAUUCAAGUAAUUUCAUUACAAUCCUCCAUUUGGGCACUUUCAACUGCCCACCUGGAAUGCCUAUGUCAAGAUGUUGUGCCCCUUAAUAAUUCCAGAGUCCCCAAAUGAAAUCUUCGACUAGUAUGUAUCAGUCAAUAGCGGGAUUAGGCAAGGUUUAUAUUUGCCAACAAUAACAUCAAUCACAUUCCCCGACCCUGCGAUCCUCGGGAAGAACACGAGGCUCUGGGAUAAUCCAUUCCAUAUCAACGGCCAAUCAGAUUCCUUCCUGAAACGGAUUAUCCCAGAGCCUCGCGUUCCUUCCCGAGGAUCACAGGCUCGGGGAACGAGAUUGCAAUAACAUCAGAUUACAAUAACAUCAGAUUACUGAGGGGGGACUGGAGUAAAAAGUGUCUUUUGUAUCAGUUUGUGGUAAUCAUGAACACAUCUGACAAAUGUCAGGUUUUCAAGUUUUUUGCUUCCUUGCAGGAGUGUCAUGAUGCAAAAUGUGGCCAAAAUUAGAUAUAACAAUUUUCGGAUUAUGUCCCACUCUGUGUUGAAAAAAACGUUGCUUGCUUUCUGUCAAAUAUUUCCCGGGGCCAAGCAUAUAUAAUGAAAUGCUCACUUCCUUGUGGUGUGUACACAUUGUUUUAAAGAAAUAUAAUUGUUUCUGGUCUAGGGGCACUACAGGUGUCCAUAUUCAUAUAUUCGUGUUCACAUACCUUAAAAUUAUUUAAAAAUAAAUUAAUAAUGCACAUGAACCCCCCCCCCCCAAUUAUCGAAUUUGCUAAGGCACUGUGCAGUAAGACUUGGGUGGAGGGGAUUGCACUUGAAACCAAUUUUGGCCUAUUACAUAUAUCUAUAAAGAUUAUAAAUAACACUAGAGGAGGCAUGGGGGUUAAAUACUAGUCAAAGAUUUUAUUUGGGGACUCUGGAAUUAUAAGGGGCACAACAUCUUGAUAUAGGCAUUCCAGGUGGGCAGUUGAAAGUGCCCAAAUUUUUAUGGAGGAUUGUAAUGAAAUUACUUGAAUUUAAACUAUUUUCCUAGCAUUUCCCGGAUUUCCAUGGUUUUCCAAAAUUGGGGGGGGGGGCAGUUGGCUCCCGCCUGCCUCGUAUGCGUAUGCAUUUUGAGGCUGCAAUUCUUCUGGGGUUUAUAAAAAUCCUUAUUUCUUUACGGGGAUUACAAAACAAAGAUCCUCAACUGGGGGUGGGAUAUUAUUAAUAGCAUGGCCUUAUUUACUUAUUUAGCAAUUUAACAUUUGGGUGGAAACUGAAUGAUAAAGAAAUCUCUUUUAUGAUAAUAAAUAGCGUUAAAUGGAUUCAUUAUUAAAGUGCCAAUACAAGAUAGUAGAUUAUAUAAAUAUAAAUGAGAUUUGAGAUUUACUAUACGAGCCAAACAAAUUAUAAAGUCGACAGUCUCUGCGAAAUAUAAAAUGUUACAUACAUAAUUUAUACAUUUGAGAGAUACGCACCUUAUUUAGGAUUUGCAAGAUAAAAUUCUUUUAAUUUCCAAAACAGCACAAUCGAGAGCAAUAGAUUCCUAUUCUGUAUUUCGGAGCAAAGAAAUAAUUUCCAUUUUUUUCGCGGUAAUUUUCAUUGAAAUGCAAAUUUCAAUGUCUCUUACUCUGUGCUGACUUGCUGUAUCCCCCCCGAUAGCGUAUAGCAAAUUUGAACCCUUGCGUAAACUUCUGGUACCGGAUGUUGCAUUGUCUGCCACCGGAACUGCCAGAUGUUACAAGUCUCUCUUUCCUUCUCGCCCCCUCAACGGUACAUCAUGUAACGUACAAUAUAAGAGAGACUUGGAGCAAGUCUAUCGCUAAAACUGACCACUUGGUACCCGCAGUAAUAGGCAAUUCCAGCUUUUAGUUUAUACGUGAAUGCAGGGGAUGAUGGGAAGUAAGGUAUAUCACUGAUUAUGCUGAAAAAUAAAACUGGUGGUCGUGUAAACACAGUGACAGCUUAUACUUGUAAAUAUUAAAAUAUCUUGGUUGUUUCAGCAGUUUUUAUUGAAAUUUUAAUAUGAUAUCUUACUUCCUAUCAUCCCGUGCACACGUAAACUAAAAGCUGGAAUUACCUAUAUUAGACGACCGGCCAACAUUCUGAAAUGUACACUCUGAUGGCAUUUUUUGUUACAAGCAGUCAACUGGUAUUUUCUUAUAGCUUACACAUUGGUGAACAAGAAUAUAUAUAUAUGUUGGCACCUCUGAUUUUGGCUUUAUAGUUGAAAAUUUCAGAAUUUUAAAAUUUUGCCUAAUAAAGUACCAUGUUGACUAAUAAAUACAAUAUUUCAAGUUCAUUUCAAUAUUUAAAGUUGGCAAAAUAGUAACUAUCUGCAUCAAUUGUCGUUUUUUUUCAUUUUCCAGUGUUAAAAGCACAAAAUUGGCUACAAAAAUCAUACUACUCGCUUAAAUGUCUUAUAUGUACUUUCUUGCGAACUUUCUAAUGGUAUAAUUUAUUUUUGUUAAAUGUGAACUUGUAAUUUUGCAUUUUUCUCAUCAUAGUACUUUUUAUAGACAAAAUUUUCAAAUUCUCAAAUUUUCAUCUAUAAAGCCAAAAUUAGAGUUGCCAACAUGUCUAGUGUUGUUCGUUAAUGCAUAUACUCUACGAAAAUGUCAGUUGGCAGCUUGUAACAGAAAAUGCCAUCAAACAAAUUUUGUUGCACAUUUUCCGGUUUUGGCCGUCCGUCUAUAUUGGCGAUAAGCUGUUGUGAUGACCUUGCCAAAAUGCUGGCAAAGUAAAUUAAAUUUUAAAAAAUAAAAUUUAAAAACUUAGUGGUGCACCAUGAACAUGUUCUCCCAUUUCAUAGCUGGCCUUGGCUUUUCUCCAUGAUGCCCAAAUCAUAUGAUUCUGUAAAGGGAAUUGUACAAAUAAGGUGUCAUGCAUGUAAACAUGCACCCUUUGAAUUAACAAUUUCUUUAAUAUUACUUUAGUUUUCUCCUGGGGUAGCUGAAGCACUGGAAAGUAAGAAUUUGACGGGUUCAAUUCGGGACGAAUUUAACCGCGACAUAUGCAACAGAAUUAAAUUGCAUACCAUGUUUCCUAAGAAGCACGAAAGGGAAUACGUAGCGUUCAAGAUAAUAUCGACUUACCCUUUUCUUGCUGACAAGAUUGGUUGUGGAACGGUGGGUUCAGCUACUUGUAAAUGCAUGUAGGCUACCAUGUUAAUUUUUAUUUGAGGCAGCUUUUCAAGCAACCCAAUCCGCACGUUGUAACCCAGUAAAUAUUUGUCUUCAACAACUGUUUAAGGUUAGGGGUAAUAAGGUUAGCGUAUAACGUAAGUAAGUUACUGUAAUUGUUAGACGUUGUUAGUAAUUUUUCUGGCAUACAGCGUGCGGAUCAGCGUGCAGAAAGAUCUUGUGAUCAUGUCUUUCAUUUGAGUAUAAUUAUUUUUGUGAUUAUUAAGACAGCAUCGUUGUCCUACUGAGUUACAUUAAAUGAAAACAAAGCAAUUGUACUUCCCUGUAAAAUAUCUUGCAAAUGUUCUUUCGUCAAUAUUUCAGGUUUCCUUACUACUGCACGUUCGUUUCUUCAAAGUGAGAAAAACUAUUUAAAAAGGGAUUACGUACAGUAACAAUGCUUGCCGAUCGUUCGUAUUGUUUAGGCAUCUUGGGAGCAAUCGAUAAAGAACAGAUUUAAAAACAGUAGGCGUCUUCAGCGCAACAGGUCCUUACCCCUACCAGCACUAUCCUCGAGCUCCAGCUCAAUCAGGGCACGACCACCUACUACGAGUAAAAAAAGCAAAGAACCUGUGCUUAGUGAAGCAUUAGGUGCAGAGACAGAGGAAACUUGCCGAGAACACCUUAACUACAUAAAAAAAGAGAUGGACAAAUCUAGAAAUAUGACGCUCAUAAGGGAGUUGAUGGACGCAACCUACAUCUUCCGUAGGCAAAACAUCCUAACAAGUCCAACAUCUUUAAAACUGUUGUUGGCACAGUGUCCAGCUUUGAGGAUGGUCUCCGAGGUAUGUACAGUUUUAAGAAUAUUUCAUGUAUAGAUGGUCUACUUAAUACUUCAGUCAAUUGACACCGCACAACUCCCCCGGCCCCUAUUCACGAAAACGUUAAAAACAAAUCAACCUUAUCAAUUUCCUCAUCCCUGCAUAGGAUUAGGGAAAGUCAUCCAGGCUUUCUGGCAUCCUUGUGUAGAGAAAAGUAUAGGACAAAAAUAGGACUAGAAUUUUAGGAAAAUGUUGGAAAUGCAAAUAACACAAAAAUAUACAAAAUUGGCCCCCUAGGAUAUAUUUGGUAAGGGGUAGCCCUAUAGAUAUCUGAUGGGGAAGUUGUAUGAAUUUUUGGUGCUCAAUAUUUUUAUGUACUCAUUCAUCUAUGCAGGAUUUUUUUCUCAAAACUCUUAAAUUGUAUUGGUAUAAAAGCUAAGGCAUCUGCAUCAGGGCCGUUCAAUUCUAGAUGACAUAAAUCACAGCAUCAAGAUGGAGCCCGAGAAGAAGUCUGGUAAUUAUCUUCCAAGAUUUACAAAAUAAUAUUAACUUGUUUAUAGGAGGCCGGUCACCAAGAUUCGUACCAGACCUCUGCAGCCUCAAGCCAGAGCACAAUGUCAAUUUUUAUAGAUUAACUAACAAACAGCUCCUUGGUUAGUGAUAUGUCCCGCCAACCAGACUCAUAUGAACAGGGUCAAAAAAAUGUAAAACAGAUCCAAAUGUUUGUUAUUAAACAAUUACAUACAUGAAAAAAUGUACAACGUUUCAUGCCCUGAAUUAUUUAGUAUCUGUUUGUUAAUAUAUUCUUUUAAUUAAGUAAAAUAUAUAUAGAAGGAUCCAGAUAUUUAAAGGCUACAUUCCAGUUACUUUUUAUGAAAAAAUCUAAAUACUUAGACAUGUAUUCUUCAUAUUUGAAAAAUAUGUUUAUAACAAACAGGUACUUAAUCAUUACAAGAGAAUAAGAAAUGCUGUACAUUUAUUAAUAACCAACAUUUAAAUGUCGUAACCUUUUGCGGAGAUGCAAACCUUUCUCUAGGACACUGUCAGGACUGUCAUGAACAAUUGUUACAAUUAAAUCACAACAGAAUUUUAUGACUAUAUGGAGACCAGGCUUAAGUUCUGCAAUGCAGUCUUCAUGCAUAACGACAUGUCUGUGCAAUACAACUAGCAGAGAGAGAGCUUUGCAAGUGUGCUUGCUAUGUUUUAUAUUAGACUUUUUUAACAAAGCUCAGAUCUGAUCUCAGAAUGAGAAAUCCCCUAAAACUAUUACAUCAAAUACUAUUCAUGUUGCCAUUCUGCAUAGUACAACCAGCACUUUGUACAUUGCUUCUUCAUAUAAGUUAUAUUAUUCAAGAUGGUCUAAUUUUGUUUAUUUUUUUACCUUCUCUGCAGAAAUUGAAGAGGAUGGCUCUGUGAUUCUGUUGCAAGCCGUCCUGAAAGAAAAAAUGACUAGUGAAGGAUCAGUCAUUAAAAUCUGCUCGGUAUGGCUUUUACCAUUAUUUCAUCCAUUCUUUUGAUCUGUAUUAUAAAAAGAAAAGAUAUAUAUAUAUAUAAAUAGAGCUCUGUAAGAAAGAAACAGUAACCAGUAGGCAUCAAAAGGAUCAUUUAACCCAUUGAGCCGCAAUGCGCCCCAGUGUGCCCUACUUAUUUUUUUUUACUUGUCUAAAGCCAGACGAUUUUACUCGUCAAUGGGGAAGCUCUGCCGCUUGAUGGGUUAAACUGAUUUCUCACUAAUUCUCUAUUGUAACAGUAUAUCAAAUGAUUACCUAAUUGCCAUAUUUAUACCAAAACCAGGUGUUUGUAUAUUUCAAAGGAAUGACCUGUUUAGUAAAUUAUCUUUCCUACCUUUGACAUAGGAUAAUGAAUCAAUUGAUGAUGCCAUUGGCAAUUCUGUGUCUCCGAUGCUGGUUGGUGCUGGCGAAUAUGGGUCAAUAACACCCUUGUAUUUGGCAGCUGAAGGGGAAACAAUCACCAAGAUUCCCAAUACCAACCUAAUUAAUGGGUUGGCAAUCCUGAUUGCAUCAUAUUAUGCAUUUAACAUAAGUUAUCCAACAAAAGGGAGAAAUUUCUUUGCCUUCAUUGAGGCGACAUUGUUAGAUAACAGCGAGGAUGCCAAAAAGAGGGUCAGUAUUAAUAAAAUUUUAAAAGAAAUGGACAAUAUAUAAAACAAUUAAUGCAUUCUAGUGUACUGUUCUUUACUAGUCAAUCUAUGUUGUUCAAACAUUUUCACAAUAAUUUUGUAUGUACCGGUACGUAAUUUUUAAUCUCCCUAAAAGUUGAAAGCCCGGGGCUGGUUGUGUCAAGGAUGUUUAGCUUAAACUAUCAAACAAAUCUAUGAACUAUAGACUACAAUCAAACUAAUAUUUUCUGUCCAAAUAUAACAACUAUGCUACUUCCUGUGUUGGUGUAAUGUACUCAGGUGAAUAAGAUGCUUGUGAUGUUACUCUGAGUGUGUAUUCAGACCGAGCAGGCUGGAAAAAUAUGCCUGGCAAUGGUUGGAUUCGAACCUAUGACCUUUGGAAUACUAGCCCAAUGGCCGGGCAUAUUUUUCAAGCUCGUCUGGUGUCGAUAUACACUCAGAGUAACACCACAAACAUCAUAUAUUCACCUGAGUACACUAUACCAACACAGAAAAAAUUCAUAUUACUAAAACACAUUGGUAUUGAAGGAACUAGAUUAUGUUCCGAAAUAUCACUUACUCGAACUGUCCUGACCGCGUAGCUCAGUUGGAAGAGCAUUGGGCACUAGCCCGGUUGUAGGUUCGAAUCCGACCGUGGCCGGGCAAAUUUUUCAAGCUCGCCUGGUGUCGAUAUACACUCAGAGUAACAUCACAAACAUCAAUUUGUAUUCUUUUUGGAAUUUCCUAUAUUGAGCACGUACUAUAUUUCACUCUGUCUAACAUAUUUGGAACUAUAAUUUGAUAAAGGAACAUAGCAAUAAUGCCUCAUAAAGGCCACAUUAUAUUGUUUUGGUUCAGUUUUUUAUACAUGAUGUAUUAGGCUUUUGAUUGGCAAAAGUUGGUGAGAGUUUUGUAAAUAAGUUUAUAAUAUUGAGUUUAUAAUAUUGGCCAUGGUGACAGUUUUGUAAAUAAGUUUAUAAUAUUGAGGAUAUAUAAUUUUUGUUUUGAUAGAUAUUUUCAACGUUAAAUUUUAUUAAAGUUAAAAUAUAUAAACUGGUUAUAAUAUUAAUACCUUGUAUACUAUAUUCACAAUAUUCCGAGGACUAUAGUUGUUGUACAGGUAUUUUUAUCGUUUGUCAACUCGUAACUUGUUUUAGUCUUUCAGAAAGCAAUGAUAUCUCAGAAGACAUUAUAUGACAAUUCAAAUGAAACGAAAAUAUCAAGCAAACGUCGAUUGUAUCCAUUCCAUGCAUGUGAUUCAUGAUUGACUUAUUGAGUUAUUGUAUACAUCCGUGUAUGUGCAUGUUCAGUUAUGGAUAGCGUGCUACAAUAACGUGGUCGUACUGUAAUUCCUUCACAGUUGCCAGUUGCUAUGCAACCAACACAUCGAUAUUUUAAUAUAUUGAUCCUCGAAGGAAAUGUUUUUUAAAAGACGAUAGGAUAAAGAAUGAUUAAAGAUAUAAAUGGACCAUUUCGCAAGGUAUACGUUUCUGACAUUCGAAGAAGAAAUAAUUUUUUUAACCCCUGAAACGGAGUUAGAUUUAUUUAACUCCUUAAAAGGUGUUAUAUUUUAACACCCAAUGAGUGUUAUUUUAACUCCAAAACUGGGGUUAAAUUUUAACACCCUAAUUGGUGUUAUUUGUAACCCCUAAAAAAGGAUUAUUUUAGACUAAACGUCGUAACCCCUCUUUUUGGUGUUAAAAUAACACCCCGAAAAUAACAGUGUAAGAAGAAGCGCGAGUACAUUCAAGGACUUGCCGAGUCUGUGCGAGAUAACUCAAAAGAAUUUUGGUGUUUCUUUAAAUACAAAUCCAACAAGUCUACCCUGCCCGACACAAUGACACACGGUGAUUCGCGUUUCUCCUCAUCGCAAGCAAAAGCUGACACAUUCAAAUCCUACUUCGCAUCCGUGUUUCGACCGAAUACACCAUCUACCUCGGCGACAGAUCUACCACCCGUGAACAGCACGGAUGCCGUUGGUCUGGAGUCUAUAACAAUUUCUGUUGAAGAGGUUUGCUGUUUGUUGUCUGGUCUUUGUACCACCAAAGCCACUGGUCCUGAUGGAAUAUCAGCGACAUUGUUGAGAAAAUGUGCGAAAGAACUGGCGCCAUCUUUAACUGAACUUUUCACAAUGUCGCUUGCCCAUGGCAAAGUUCCUAGCGAGUGGAAACGAGCAAACGUCGUUCCAGUACCAAAGAAAGACGAUCCAAGUGAAAUCAAUAACUAUCGUCCGAUUUCACUUCUCUGUAUAAUCUCUAAAGUUCCCGAGCAUAUAGUCCCACAGGCAAGUUUAUGA